GUAUUAUAGUUAUAAAUAAGUAUGCAACUAAAUAACUGCACCUUGACAUUGAUGACAAACCAAGCCGUUUGCAAAUCGAUAGAAAAUUGAGCACUUAUUUAUUCACUUUAUUAUUAUGUCUCCGUAUGUACGGUAUUCUUUUUUUUUUUUUUCUUUGUUGGUGUGUGUGUGCUAUGGACCCACUGUGAGAUUCCGGAAUAAAGAUCAUAUAUAUUCAUAUUAAUAUUUAUUAAUUAAUAUUUAAUGUUUUGAAUGACGCGCUCCUUUGACUAUAAUGUAAUGUGUAGCGAAUGUCUCUGAUUCAAAAUGGCCGACAAGGAACAACGACAAGACAGUGCGCUCUUCACAUCUCGUGCCAAAUAUAGUUAUGUAUUUUACAUCAACGCUCAGCCAAGAUCUUAUUUCAUUGGUUAAUAGCAAUGUCAAUCUAUGACGUUUCACGGAUUCCUGCCAAUCGUCCGCGUUAUCGGAGAGGAUGCUCAAGAGGGCAGGCUGGGUCCCAUCUGGGCGAAGCACAACGACUAAAGUCCGUAGCAGUGCUAAAGUGAAGGAUUUAUGUUUUUGUUGAGUGUAUAUUCUCCGAGGAGAGGUAGUUUUUUCCAACUAGUUGGACGCACUGUGUUUUUUAGCCUGAUAAAUCUCGGUUCGAGGCCGCGGUAUGGAUGAAGCUCGGCCUAGUAGCGGUGCCCAAGCGCACGGACUUUCGUCUCUUUUUCCCCCAGGACUGCAGGCUAUCUACGGGGAAUGUCGGCGACUUUAUCCCGACCAGGCAAAUCCGCUUCAAGUUACAGCCAUUGUGAAAUAUUGGUUAGGUGGUCCAGACCCGUUGGAUUACAUUAGUAUGUAUCGAAAUACGGGCAGUUCAAAUCAAGAGGUUCAAGAGCAUUGGCAUUAUGUCAGUUUUGGACUAAGCGACUUGUAUGGUGACAACAGGGUCCAUGAAUUCACAGGAAUCGACAAACCCAGCGGCUUUGGCUUCGAGCUCACCUUUAGGCUGAAAAGAGAGAUGGGGGAGACAGCCCCACCGACCUGGCCUGCUGAGCUUAUGCAAGGCUUGGCUCGCUACGUUUUCCAGUCAGAGAACACAUUUUGCAGCGGUGACCACAUAUCAUGGCACAAUCCACUUGACAACAGCGAGUCUCGCAUUCAGCAUAUGCUGCUCACGGAGGACCCUCAAAUGCACCCUAUCCAAACUCCUUUUGGAACCGUCAGCUUCCUACAGAUUGUGGGCGUUUGUACUGAGGAGCUGCAGGCGGCACAGCAGUGGAACGGUCAAGGCAUUUUGGAACUGAUGCGAGGGGUUCGAGUAGCCGGCGGUCCCUGGCUGAUCACAGACAUGAGAAGAGGGGAGACCAUCUUUGACAUUGAUCCACACCUACAAGACCGAGUGGACCAUGGCAUCGAGACGGAGGGCUCCAAUCUGAGCGGGGUCAGCGCCAAGUGCGUGUGGGACGACCUGAGUAGACCGCCCGACGACGACGAGGACAGUCGAUCCAUCUGCAUUGGCUCGCAGCCUCGCAGGCUCUCUGAUAAAGACACAGAACAGAUCAGGGAAACCUUGAGGAAAGGCCUGGAGUUUAACACCAAGGCAGCAUUGCCCCCCAUCAGUAGCCAGAGACAUGAUAGACCUCAGAGUCGAAAGGAUAGUUUGGAAAGCGAAAGCUCAACAGCCAUCGUUCCUCACGAGUUAGUACGAACGCGACAAUUGGAAAGCGUCCAUCUGAAAUUUAACCAAGAGUCCGGCACGCUGCUUCCCCUCUGCUUACGGGGCCGCUUGCUGCACGGUAGACAUUUUACUUUCAAAAGUAUUAACGGAGACACGGCCAUCACGUUUGUGUCUACGGGAGUGGAGGGGGCCUUUGCUACUGAGGAGCAUCCGUAUGCAGCCCAUGGCCCCUGGCUACAGAUACUGUUCACUGAGGAGUUUGUGGACCAGAUGCUUGGGGAUUUACAUGACCUUAACACCCGUGAAGAUACAAAAUUACCAAAGGAGUACAGCUGGCCUGAGAAGAAGCUGAAGAUCUCAAUCCUACCAGAUUCUGUGUUUGAUAACCUUCUGCAAUGAGGCAGAUAUGCAGGAAAAACAAGUCAAAUAGCCACAUGCUCAGAAGACAUCGUAACCAAGAGUCAUCGCUAAAAAUGAACUCUAUAAGAUGAUCUGGGCCACACAAUCUCAGGUCCAAAUGAUAAAUGUGGCUAACACAGUUUAGCUUUGCGGACUUCCUCGGCAAUAACUUGUUUUCUAUUUAUUCCAGUGGCAGCAGUAAAGACAGAAAGGUCAGCUACUGGUCCAUUUUUAGAGAUAUUUUCUUUUAUAUUGCCUUGAUGUGUACAUACAAUGAAUGCAGGACAUUUUUUUUGUUAUGAUGCCAAAGUCGUGGCUGUCAUUCACUGCCAGUGCUUUGAGUGAAGUGAGCCAGCAUUUCAACUCUUAUCUUUCUUGUAUACCUGGUUAAUGCUGCAGAUACAUGUGCCUAGAUUAUGUACGUAUUUCCAUUUUUAUAAACUAAAUUUUAAACAAGUAUCAUACUAAAUGUAUGAAAAUAUAUGAUUCAGUAACUCAAGCAUUCUCUUUUCUAUGAUUUUUUUAAAUUCAAACAUGGAGCCAUAGUUCUGUUUGUAUAUCAAAAUUCAGUGCUGUUGCAUGAUUAUGAUGGGAAUUUAGCCAGCCUUAUCUCCAGUGGGCAGCACGAAUGAAAAGGUUUGGAUUUGAUGUUGUCAGUUUGACCAUGACAUUUGAGUAAAACUCCUUCCAGUGCCUCGAUUUGGAAAGGACCACACAUACAAUAUGUUGACUUGGUCAAAGUUGACUCUUACUGCUUGGAUUGGAAUUAUAUUACUACCAAAAGUGAAAAAUUCAUUUUACCUCAUUGUCUUUCUAGAACACGUCUACUGUCACGCUAUACUGCUUGUAUACUGUUUUUUUACCCCCAUUUUAAAAAAUGUUUUAAUCCAGCUAUAAAUUUACACAACGUGGUUUUGUUUGACUGAUCCUAAGUGCGUUAAAAGAGUAGCAAGUUACACAAAUAAAGCAGGAGCAGUGAAACAAGCAUCUGGUAUAAUUUUAAUGCUUAUGAAAAAGUGCUGCUUUGGGGGAUUAAUAUGAUCACUUGCCUAAACAAUAGACAAGAACAUUUUUAAAUUGGGCAGAAAUAAUUUGAUCUAUAGUUCAAGGUUUUGUCAAAAUUGGCAAUGACCCAAAAAUGCAGUGUCAUUGCUGGCCAAAAGUAUUGGCACCCCUGCAAUUCUGUCAGAUAAUGCUCAAUUUCUCCCAGAAAAUGAUUGCAAUUACAAAUGCUUUGGUAGUAGUAUCUUUCUUUAUUUUGUUUGCAAUGAAAAAAUACACAAAAGAGAAUGAAAAAAGAAAUCAUUAUCAUUUUACACAAAGCUCCAAAAAUUGGCCGGACAAAAGUAUUGGCACCCUCAGCCUAAAACUUGGUAGCACAACCUUUAUACAAAAAACUGCGAACAACUGCUUCUGGUAUCCAUCAAUAAGUUUCUUACAAUGCUCUGCUGGAAUUUUAGACCAUUCUUCUUUGGCCAACUGCACCAGGUCUCUGAGAUUUGAAGGGUGCCAUUUUCAGAUCUCUCCACAGGUGUUCUAUGGGACUCAGGUCUGGACUCAUUGCUGGCCACUUUAGAAGUCUCCAGUGCUUUCUCUCAAACCAUUUUCUAGUGCUUUUUCAAUUGUGUUUUGGGUCACUGUCCUGCAGGAAGUCCUCUGAGGGAGACCCAGCUUUCCCACACAGGGCCCUACAUUAUGCUGCAAAAUUUGUUAUUAGUCUUCAGAAUUCAUAAUGCCAUGCACACGGUCAAGCAGUCCAGUGCCAGAGGUAGCAAAGCUACCACAAAACAUUUUGACUGUGGGGACCGUGUUCUUUUCUUUGAAGGCCUCGUUUCUUUUUUCCUGUAAACUCCAUGUUGAUGGCUUUUCCCAAAAAGCUCUACUUUUGUCUCAUCUGACCAGAGAACAUUCAUCCAAAACGUUUUUGGCUUUCUUAGCAAGCUCCAGUCUGGCUUUUUAUGUCUCUGGUUCAGAAGUGGGGUCUUCCUGGGUAUCCUACCAUAGAGUCCCUUUUCAUUUAGACGCCGACGGAUAGUACCGGUUGACACUGUUGUACCCUCGGACUGCAGGACAGCUUUAACUUGUUUGGAUGUUAGUCCAGGUUCUUUAUCCACCAUCCGCACAAUCUUUCGUUGAAAUCUCUCGUCAAUUUUUCUUUCCGGCCUCCACUAGGGAGGAGUUAGCCACAGUGCCAUGGGCUUUACACUUACUGAUGACACUGUGCAUGGUAAACACAGGAACAUUCAGGUCUUUGGAGAUAGACGUGUAGCUUUGAGAUUGCCCAUGCUUCCUCACAAUCUUAAGUCCUCAGACAGCUUUUUGGUCUUCUUUCUUUUGUUCAUGCUCAAUGUAGUGCACAAAGGGCAGGUUCAGUCAACUUUAAUCCAUUUUAACUGGCUGCAAGUGUGAUUUGGUUAUUGCCACCACCUGUUAUGUGCCACAGGUAAGUAACAGGUGCUGUUAAUUACACAAAUUAGAGAAGCAUCACAUGAUUUUUCAAAGGGUGUCAAUACUUUUGUCCGGCCCAUUUUUGGAGUUUUGUGUAAAAUGAUAAUGAUAUUUCAUUCUCUUUUGUGUUUUUUCAUUGCAAGCAAAAAAUGAAGAUAUUAUUACCAAAGGAUUUGUAAUUGCAAUCAUUUUCUGAGAGAGAUUGAGCAUUAUCUGACAAAAUUGCAGAGGUGCUAAUAUUUUUGGCCAGCAGUGUAAGUAUAUACACAGUGAGGAGCAGAAGUAUUUGCACCCGUUGUGAUUUUGCAAAUUCACACACUUAGAAAAAAAGAGGUCUGAAAUGUCAUAGAUGACAUAAUCUAAACAAAAAAUAAAAAUGUGUAUAUAUAUGUAAAUGGUAAAUGGCGGAUACUUAUAUUAUAUACCGCUUUAUCUACAUUGUUACAAUGCCCAAAGUGCUUUACAUUAGCACACAUUUACCUCUUUUACGCACACAUUCACACACCAAUGGGGCUGCUGCCAUGCCAGGCGCUGCCAACCCAUAGGGGGCAAGUUAGGGUUCAGUGCCUUGCCCAAGGGCACUUCGACACUGGGCAGUCAUAGCCGGGAAUCUGACCACUGACCCUUCGGUCCCAGGACAACUCAAGCUACCAAUUACGCCACGGCCACCCAUAUGUAUGUAUAUGUAUGUAUAUACACUCACCGGCCACUUUAUUAGGUACACCUGUCCAACUGCUCGUUAACACUUAAUUUCUAAUUAGCCAAUCACAUGGCGGCAACUCAGUGCAUUUAGGCAUGUAGACAUGGUUUAAGACUAUCUCCUGCAGUUCAAACCGAGCAUCAGUAUGGGGAAGAAAGGUGAUUUGAGUGACUUUGAACGCGGCAUGGUUGUUGGUGCCAGAAGGGCCGGUCUGAGUAUUUCAGAAACUGCUGAUCUACUGGGAUUUUCACGAACAACCAUCUCUAGGGUUUACAGAGAAUGGUCCGAAAAAGAAAAAUAUCCAGUGAGCGGUAGUUCUGUGGGUGGAAAUGCCUUGUUGAUGCCAGAGGUCAGAGGAGAAUGGCCAGACUGGUUCGAGCUGAUAGAAAUGCAACAGUGACUCAAAUAACCACCCGUUACAACCAAGGUAGGCAGAAGAGCAUCUCUGAAUGCACAGUACGUCGAACUUUGAGGCAAAUGGGCUACAGCAGCAGAAGACCACGCCGGGUGCCACUCCUUUCAGCUAAGAACAGGAAACUGAGACUACAAUUUGCACAACGUCAUCGAAAUUGGACAAUAGAAGAUUGGGAAAACGUUGCCUGGUCUGAUGAGUCUCGAUUUCUGCUGCGGCAUUAGGAUGGUAGGGUCAGAAUUUGGCGUCAACAACAUGAAAGCAUGGAUCCAUCCUGCCUUCUAUCAAUGGUUCAGGCUGAUGGUGGUGGUGUAAUGGUGUGGGGAAUAUUUUCCUGGCACUCUUUGGGCCCCUUGGUACCGAUUGAGCAUCGUUGAAACGCCACAGCCUACCUGAGUAUUGUUGCUGACCAUGUCCAUCCCUUUAUGACCGCAAUGUACCCAACUUCUGAUGGCUACUUUCAGCAGGAUAAUGCGCCAUGUCAUAAAGCUGAAAUCAUCUGAGACUGGUUUCUUGAACAUGACAAUGAGUUCACUGUACUGAAAUGGCCUCCACAGUCACCAGAUCUCAAUCCAAUAGAGCAUCUUUGGGAUGUGGUGGAACGGGAGAUUCACAUAAUGGAUGUGCAGCAGACAAAUCUGCACCAACUGUGUGAUGCCAUCAUGUCAAUAUGGACCAAACUCUCUGAGGAAUGCUUCCAGCGCCUUGUUGAAUCUAUGCCACGAAGAAUUGAGGCAGUUCUGAAGGCAAAAGGGGGUCCAACCCGUUACUAGCAUGGUGUACCUAAUAAAGUGGCCGGUGUGUGUGUGUGUGUGUAUAGAUAUAUAUAUCCAUCAUGCCUCCUCAGGUGUAGUUUUAGCUAAGCAAAGCAAAGGUUGAGUAAAGGUUGUUCAGUAACCUCUUGAGUUUUUGAAUUUGUGUCUGGUUCUAUGGCUAUUAUUUUGUUUUAAAACUGAUUUUCUAUCCAGAAAGUGGAGGCACAAUUCAAGUAUAUUAAAAUGAUUAGGCAUCUUUGAGUGAACUUCGAGUAAAAUUCAAGUAUCUCGAGUCUGGGCCAAGUGUUCUCAUUUUUGGAAAUCAAAACAUGGGCACCCAAUUGUUGUCUAAAUUGAAUUGACAGUUGUUGACAGAAAUGCAGUGCAUGGCCAACAUAGUCAAGGGUAUCUUUUGUGUCAUAUGCAGAAAGUAUUUUUUCAGGUUGUACUUGGUGUAAAAACCAAUGGGCAAUGUAACCUCAUAUGUUGCACACACAAAAUAAUUAAACAUGUACACCCCCCACCCCCAAUUUUUUUGACCUAAUUUGUCUUUUUAGAGACCCAAAAUUAGUAGUCUCACUAGUUUUAUCCAAGAAGCAUUUUCCUUGUAGUGAUAGUCAUCCAAUCCAUUUAAACUGGGAAGGCUGGCUGAUGUUGAACUGCCAUUGGCAGCGAUUGCCAGCACUCCCAGUCAAAAUGGAUUGGAUGUCUACAGUGGGAUAAAAAGUAUCAGAAUCUUUUGGAAUUUCUCACAUUACUUACAUUAUCAUUGUCAAAACCACACAGAUAAAAAUAGUGUCUGCUUUAACUAAAACCGUCCAAACAUUUAUGGGUUUUCAUAUUUUAAUG
This is a messenger RNA of Corythoichthys intestinalis (scribbled pipefish), 7229 nucleotides long. It is a transcript of the gene sufu, whose product is annotated as suppressor of fused homolog (Drosophila). The coding region runs from base 659 to 2065 and encodes 468 amino acids. The record is from RefSeq and is a predicted model, not a curated record. The transcript is spliced from 12 exons. Gene Ontology annotation, molecular function: transcription factor binding. Gene Ontology annotation, cellular component: nucleus; cytoplasm. Lineage: Eukaryota; Metazoa; Chordata; Actinopteri; Syngnathiformes; Syngnathidae.